This is a messenger RNA of Peronospora farinosa, 429 nucleotides long. The record is from the annotation of a GenBank genome assembly. Lineage: Eukaryota; Oomycota; Peronosporomycetes; Peronosporales; Peronosporaceae.
AUGAAGCAGUGGAAGAAGAACUUUGGGCUGGCGCAGCGCGCGAUGACGCUGCCGCCGGACACAGCAGGCAUCGGCACGCGGGAAGAGUCAGCAGCACGGCGAAAAUGCGGAAAGGAUGGUCAAGAAGACGACGGAAGGGGAGAGUCAGAAGGUUGCCCUACGUGGUGGCCGGGAAGAUCAUCCACCCGAGUAUGGUGGUGUCCAGCACCCAACGAAGGAAGGAAGAGAGCGGCGCAGCGCGAUGAUGAAGAAGAAAUCAGGGAGGAGAUCGACCUGACGCAAGCGGAUAGCGACGACAAGGAACCAGCCAACGGAACGCGGGACUGGAUACUGCAGAAAUACAAAGUGGGGCAUCAGAUGACACGCACGGGAAUCGGUGUGGUGGCGACGCGGCCCAUACCAGCAGGAGAUGUGGUCUGCCAAUAUUAG